Durusdinium trenchii is the source of this 309-nucleotide messenger RNA. The record is from the annotation of a GenBank genome assembly. NCBI's taxonomy places the organism in Eukaryota, Dinophyceae, Suessiales, Symbiodiniaceae.
AUGCCACAUGAGCUAUGUUUGCAACGGCUGGCAUUGUUACCAGAGGCGGUCACCAGCAUCUCUGCCCUAGAAACGGGUGAUGUAGUUCUCUGUUCCAAGUCUAGCGUUUGGGUCUUUCCUUCUCACUUUCAUGGCCAAGCUCUUGCACAGGUCGAAUGCGAGGCAACAUGCAUUUUAGCUUUGGGUUCGCAAACAAUCGCGGCGGGCGACCACGCAAAGAGCUCAGUUGGCCUUUUGCAAAACGAUCUUCCUUUCCAAUGCGAAAGGCUGGAUGAGUCAGAGUUUGGUGGGAUCCUGAGACACAGCUGA